UUAAAAAUUUUAAAAAUUUUAAAAAUUUAAACCUCACGUUCGAGACAUUAGAACGGUGGUGUCUGGCAGUGCUCUCAUUCUCGGUUAGAAUCUUCAUUUUGGUAGAAAAUCGAGAGAAGAUAAUAUGAGUUGCGGCGAUUUCUAGAGAACUAGAGGGAAGGCAUGUUCUUGAAUCUUCCUUCACUCACCGUUCGAUCCAUCAAUCUUCCAUUUUUCUUUUCAUCGGUUCGGUUACCGAAUUGUUCAUUCAGGUUGAAGAAAUUUUCUAGGUCUGCGUUCGUCCAUAUGGGUCAAGAAGUUCUGAAUCCUUUUAGUAGAAGGCGCGCGCAGUUUCGUUUGUGCAAUGUAUCAGGUUACACUAAUGAACUGCUGGAGAUUCAUGCGGAUGAUCCAUCGUUGCACGUAUUGUUCAUACCUGGAAAUCCAGGAAUUGUUUCAUUUUAUAAAGAUUUUGUUGAAUCCCUGUAUCAGUUGCUUGGGGGCCGUGUAUCUAUUACAGCUAUUGGUCAUCUAUCUCAAACGACGAAGGACUGGGAAGGUGGAAGGUUAUUUUCAUUACAAGAACAAAUUGAUCAUAAGAUAGAAUUUGUCAGACAAGAAUUACAGAAUAAAGACAUUCCAUUGCUACUGGUUGGGCAUUCUAUUGGAUCGUAUAUCUCGAUUGAAUUGUACCGCAAGUUCCAAGAUCAGGUGGUGUAUUGUAUUGGAUUGCAUCCAUUUAUGAUGGUGAACAGACAAUCUCGUCAGCAAUUUUUAAUUGGCAAACUUGCAGGAUCCCGUCUUCUAUCAACUUUGUUUUCAUCUUUCGUCGCACUGUUGGGUGUAUUACCAAGCCGAGUUUCAAGUUUUGUUGUGAGUAAAACUAUUGGGAAGUCAUGGUCCAGAACUGCAAGUGAGGCUGCUUGCACUUAUUUGCUAAAGUACCAUGUCAUGCGAAAUAUUCUAUUUAUGGCGUUGACAGAGUUCGAGAAGCUUUCAGAAACACCAGAUUGGGCCUUCAUGAAGAAAUCAAGUCGGAAAUUAUCAUUUUUGUUCUGUAUGGAUGACCACUGGGCUCCAAUGCAUGUGUUUGAGGAGAUAUCGAAGCAGAUCCCUGAAAUGGAUGUAUCAGUUGAAAGGGAAGGUCAUACUCAUGCAUUUUGCUGCUCUGAAGCUGGCUCACUCUACAUUGCUCAACAUGUGGCAAGCUUGAUCAAGAAUCACAUCUCAGAUUAAGGUCAGAUUCAUUCAUUCCUUCCUUCCUUCCUUCUUACUCCAUUAGAGACUUCCUUUGUGUUUUAUAUCGGAUGUUCGUUCUUAACGUUUUGUAGUAGCAGCACAUGCUUUUCGACAACGUACGUCUCCCCCUACACUAUCAUUCCUAUAGAAACCUCAUGUUGUCAGACAGGAAAAUAGAACAAUGGAAGCACACGUUGUGUUUUACUGAGAUGGUUCGAAUAAGUGUCGAAUAUCAGAAUGUUUAUAGGUUCAUCCAAGAAAUCAUCUGUAUUUGAAACUCAUAGAAUUAAUCUACUUUGAAGUCAUAAAUAAGUGAUAAAUGUUACCAUUUUUUUACCUUAAUACUUUCAAUAAGUUUAAGAUAAAAUGUUACAUUAACCAAGAUUAAGGUAAAUGUUACAAUUUUUUACCA
This is a messenger RNA of Cucurbita pepo subsp. pepo (vegetable marrow), 1630 nucleotides long. Lineage: Eukaryota; Viridiplantae; Streptophyta; Magnoliopsida; Cucurbitales; Cucurbitaceae. The record is from RefSeq and is a predicted model, not a curated record.